GUGACUGCGCCGUAACACGUCGAGGGAGGGAGCGAGGCGUGUCGCAAAAAAUGUCGCCGUGGUACUUGGCUCUGGUCUUCCGACACGGCGCUUUACGGUGCUCAUAGACGCUGCAGAGCUGGGAGAUGUCGGCGGCUGGACUAGCGGAACCCCUGGGUUUUGCCGGCAGCUUUGCGAAGCGGGUCCUGGUGACCGGGGGUGCUGGUUUCAUUGCGUCACAUGUGAUUGUCUCUUUAGUAGAUUAUCCAAACUAUAUGAUCAUAAAUCUAGACAAGUUGGAUUACUGUGCAAGCUUGAAGAAUCUUGAAUCCAUUUCUAACAAACGAAACUACAAGUUUAUACAGGGUGAUAUAUGUGAUUCUCAUUUUGUGAAACCUUUUGAAACAGAGAAGAUGGAUAUAGUACUACAUUUUGCUGCACAAACACAUGUAGAUCUUUCAUUUGUCCGUGCAUUUGAGUUUACAUAUGUUAACGUUUAUGGCACUCAUGUUUUGGUAAGUGCUGCUCAUGAAGCCAGAGUGGAGAAGUUUAUUUACGUUAGCACAGAAGAAGUCUAUGGGGGCAGUCUUGAUAAGGAAUUUGAUGAAUCUUCCCCCAAACAACCUACAAAUCCUUAUGCAUCGUCUAAAGCAGCUGCUGAAUGUUUUGUACAAUCUUACUGGGAACGAUACAAGUUUCCAGUUGUCAUCACAAGAAGCAGCAAUGUUUAUGGGCCACAUCAAUACCCAGAAAAGGUUAUUCCAAAAUUUAUAUCUUUACUGCAACACAACAGGAAAUGCUGCAUUCAUGGAUCAGGGCUUCAAAGAAGAAAUUUCCUUUAUGCUACUGAUGUUGUAGAAGCAUUUCUCACUGUCCUCAAAAAAGGAAACCCAGGUGAAAUUUAUAGCAUUGGAACCACUUUUGAAAUGUCAGUUGUCCAGCUUGCCAAAGAACUAAUACAACUGAUCAAAGAGACCAAUUCAGAGUCCAAAAUGGAAAAUUGGGUUGAUUAUGUUAAUGAUAGACCUACCAAUGACAUGAGAUAUCCAAUGAAGUCAGAAAAAAUUCAUGGUUUAGGAUGGAAACCUAAAGUGCCUUGGAAUGAAGGAAUAAAGAAAACAAUUGAAUGGUACAGAGAGAAUUUUCACAACUGGAAGAAUAUGGAAAAGGCAUUAGAAUCCUUUCUAGUACAACCCCCUUGUGUAUCAUCAGCGAUUUUCAGAGAAAGAGAAAAUGAUCCUACCUCAACAGGCAAUAUGCAAUUAAGUGACCAAAUGAAGCACCUUCCUUUCAUUUGGAAUGAGAUCAUAACUUUUUUGUAUUAAGUUUAAAUCUGAAAUGUCUCAGUCUUUGGAAGAGUAUUUAUACUGGCCCAAAACUUAAAUAUCAGCAUUAUUUCAGAAAACUCCUCCUGAAAACUAGGGGGUAGUAAGCCUAGCAAGACUCUUUAGAGGGGAGGCAGGAAGGAAUCUUCUGGUUCUGAAAACAGAGACAGGCAGUGGCUCUGGGUGGAUGGCAGCCUUGACUGGUUUUCAGCUCACUCAGCUUCCCAGCCUUUCCCAGGGCCAAGGGAGUCUCAAGUUUUCAUUUGUAAGCAAUGUAUGAUGAAUAUUAUGCUCUAAUUCAUCUUUUUUUAGUCAGAUGUUAUGCUAUAGUUGCUUUAAAAAUGGAACAAAGUGGAAGCAUAUCUAGCACUUUUUAACUUUGGAUAAUUUUGUAAAAUUAAAUGCUUUUUAAAAGCAGUAUGAAAAGUUUUUAUACUUUCAAAAUCAGUUGUUGACCUAUAAAUAACCCGUCUCGGAGAAUUUUUAUCAUGUGUUUACUGUGUUAAGUGAUUUUAUUAAUAAAAUUGUCAUUAUUUUAUUGUAUUUAAUGUAGAAUGUGGCUUUUAAAAU
Messenger RNA from Heterocephalus glaber (naked mole-rat), 1874 nucleotides. RefSeq names its product TDP-glucose 4,6-dehydratase (gene Tgds). Gene Ontology annotation, biological process: nucleotide-sugar metabolic process. Gene Ontology annotation, molecular function: dTDP-glucose 4,6-dehydratase activity. The record is from RefSeq and is a predicted model, not a curated record. Lineage: Eukaryota; Metazoa; Chordata; Mammalia; Rodentia; Bathyergidae.